AUGAGUGACAUCAAACAUCGCGUAGCCAUCAUCGGCUGUGGACGGAUGGGGCAAAAUUACGCGGAGGCAUACACCACUUAUCCCGAUACGGAAAUCGUUGCGAUCGCCGAUGCCAAUGUGCAACGGCGGGAUGUUCUCGGUGCCCGCUUUGACGUUUCGGCUCUUUAUCCAGAUGUGGAAGCGUUAUUACGGGACAUUGUGCCAGACAUCGCGGUGGUCGUCACGCCCACGAAAUACAUGAAAGAUGUGGUGAUUGCGUGUGCCGAAGCCGGUGUCAAAGGUAUCUCUACUGAGAAACCGAUUGCCGCGUGUUUACAAGAUGCCGAUGCAAUGGUUGAAGUAUGUGCCGAACGGGGUGUUGUAUUUGCCGGAGGCAACCUUCAACGCGCCAUGAAUGAGGUUCAGGAGGCGGCAUCUCGGCUCCAUAACGGCGAAUUGGGGGAAAUCAGAGGCGCGAGCGUUCAUGGGUUCGGUGGCGAAAUCUCUGGUGGCGGAUGCCAGCACAUCUCCGUACUACGUCUGUUCACCAAUGCUGAGGUUGAGGAAAUCAUCGCAUGGGGAACCCCUCCUGAAGCGUUAGACGCAGAAACCGAUGAGGGUCUAAUCAUCAACGGGCGUUUUCAUCUGACGAACGGUUUGGAAUGCAGUGUCUUCGGAACCCCAACGUCUUGCCGUGGUGUAGAUGUUUGGACAGACGAAUGCCUCGUCCGAUGGGAUUGGAACCCACCUGAAAUUUUCAAAGGCUACGACCCGCACGGCAAUCGCGUCCGUAUUGAUACCAACUACAACCCAUAUCCGUGGAAUGAAUUCAGUUACCUCACAGGCUCCAUUCGCUCCUUCUUAGCGGCUGUUGAUGGCAACGGACACCCGUGGAUUACAGGCGCCGAUCUCCGACAAGCGUUGGAGGUUGCCAUUGCUGCGAAACUCUCCGCAACCCGAAACAGCACACCCGUCAAACUCCCGCUUGAAGACAGAUCUUUGGCUUUAUAUCCACGUCCCUAUCGGUGGAUCGGCGGGGAUGCAACCGGUAAACCUCAGAGUGUCACAGAAGCGACAGGUUUUUAAUUUUACCUUGCGGAUUUUCAAUUAUACCUUGCGGAGGAAAAACGGGUAUAGGAACUAUGGACUCCACCUCUUAUAUCCGCCCUCCGCUACGCUUACGGGCUACCGGGUUUGAUACUAUCUUAGGAGACCCCAAACGAAUCGCCUGAUUUAACGCCUUGCGAAUAAUUAAAAAAGGAGGAACUACCAAUGAACGAAGAUCAAAAAUAUCUAUUCGAUUUGACCGGAUACCUCAUCGUCGAAAACGCUUUGACGGCAGAAGAGGUCGCCCAGUGCAACGCUGCCAUCGACCAUCAUAUUGAAGGACUUCGGGAACGCGACACCUCUCUGGCAGGCGGAUCAGCCGCACUCGGUGGCACAGCACACCGAAUGGACAUGGGUGGCAUGCUCGCCUGGGAAAAACCUUGGUGUGAACCGUUCCGAAAUUUGCUCGUCCAUCCCAAUAUUAAACCGUACUUUGAAGAGGUUUUGGGUAAACAAUAUCGACUCGAUCACGGUCCGGGCUUAAUCGCUAUGGGAAAAGAUACGGAAGGUGGCACUUUACACGGUGGUGGGAUCGAACGUCCCAAUUUCUCCGAAGCUUACUUCUUCAAAUACGGACGCAUAUACACAGGUUUGACUGUCGUCGAAUACAUGCUUGCUGACGAAGGUCCUGGUGACGGUGGUUUAGCUAUCAUACCUGGGAGCCACAAGGCAAACCUUCCGUGUCCAAGUGGUAUGAGGCGGUACGAGCAGUAUCAGAAGCAUGUUGUCGAAGUCAAUGUCAAGGCUGGCGAUGCCGUGAUUUUCACUGAAACACUGACGCACGGUACACUCCCGUGGAAGGGCAACCAUCAACGACGCGCACUACUUUACAAGUUCAGUCCCGGAUUCCAAGCGUACAGCGCAGGCGCACACCAAAUCACAUAUCCUGAUUACAUUGAGGAUAUGUCUCCUGAGCAGCGAGAAGUCAUGGAGGCACCCCACAUCCGACACUAA
This is a messenger RNA of Geodia barretti, 2040 nucleotides long. The record is from the annotation of a GenBank genome assembly. NCBI's taxonomy places the organism in Eukaryota, Metazoa, Porifera, Demospongiae, Tetractinellida, Geodiidae.